AUGUGCGUUUGCUCAACUACUUCCAAACUUGGUGCGUAAAAGUACUCGUCGCACCCCCUCUGUGUCAACAGUUCAACAGUGUCGGCUAUCUGUAUCAUAGUUUGACUCAUAAUACUCAGCAGGGGCAGCAGUCAGGGCGGGGCCUGAGUAUAAAAUCUGUCUCACUUAUUCCGACCUCUGCUCAACAUUCCUGCCUCUCCUGUGCCAACACUCGCCUCGGCUGUGCACGGUAAGAAAUAACGGGACUUCUCUGCAUCUGGUCUGACUGCUGUGGCUCGGUUAGGACUUUCUUUUUAACUCACCUGCAGGUACAGAAGUUAGGGUGUGGUGGGAUUGUAAGAAUAAUGUCUUUCAUUUUUCAAGCAGUCAGAGACUUCCUGUUAUCAGUGAUGAAUGAUUGAUCAAAAAACGACUUUAUACUUUUAAGUAGAAGUUAUGUCUGCUACGUGUUUUCUGUCUUUACUCAACCUUUAAAAAGAAAAAGUAGUUUUGUGUCCAUAGCUUAUGAGUUGAAACUGAACUUUUGAACCCACACUGUCAUUUUUUCCAGUAACUCUUUCACUCAGCUAAAACUACAUUUCAUAAGUUUAUGCCACGUUAUAUUCCUAGACUUUCAAAGUAAAAGCAGCCGAAUCUUCAUUGUCAGGUAGGUAAACUAAAAUAGGGUGUGGUUAGUCUGAAAGCAUGCACGCACAUGUUUUCCAGCUGCUAUACUCCUCUUUCGCAUUUCCACCAUUUUGGUCAACUGCACUGAUGUUUCCCUCAUGUGUAGGAGUGUUUCAAUCCCACUUUCACUCAGAAAAAAAAGGAAAAAGAAAGAUCAAACCCUGCUCCUCCUCCCCACUCUUCAGUUUUUUAAAGUGUUGCAGCUGUACAGCAGCUUGAACAUAGUGUUCUGGUAUGAUGGUUUGGGUAUUUUAACAAAUACAGUAUGUGCAGUAGCUUAUCCAGACAGUCUUUUUCAGCCAACACCAUGACAGACUGUAUCUAAUUCCUCAUGAACAUUACUCACAGGUGGGCAGGGCGCUGGAGCAAAGAGCAGCAGUGUGGCGUCUUCCUGUCAGGGCUGCACCACAUCCUCAAAUGCUACUGAGAUCAUCUCUCUUACAGAACAGAGUCCACAGACUUUCAUUUUGAUUAAACAUUCAAUGCUCUGUUUUGGUAGAUACAAACUGAUUUGAUAGAGAUGUUUCUGAUAGAGACAAGCCUUUCUAGGGGAUGUAGAUUUGUGAACUUGUCAUCCUAACACUGGUUUUGAGUUUGAAAAACCUCUGGGGGGCUCAGCUACUGUUAAGCUUUUAGAUAAGGUCAUCAGGAUAACAUUUUUCUUUCUAAACGAGUUAAUUGAAAAGCUAUCAGGCUAUAUUUUCUAUCUUAGCUGAACAUAAACUGCUAAAUACUAACCUUAACUUUGUAAAAGUGGUUUUGCUUCCACACAGACACAGAUAGUUUUGACCUUGAUAAACCUCAAGUCAGUUUUGAAAUAUCCCUCUGAAUUUCUUUAUCCUGCACUCUAUUAUUUGCUUCUGAAUCAAGAAAUGAGAAACUGGUCAUGACUUUGCUGACCUCAGCCUGACAUGGUAGCACUCAUCUGAGCUUCCUGCAUGUUGACGUCAGAGAAAAAUGUCUGCCACAGAAAUCUGGAAUUGACAAUUUAUUCUUGAUUUGUUAUCUUUUCAGAUCAAACACAACUCAGCAACCAUGCCAUCAGAACUAGAGAACGCCAUGGAGUCACUCAUCAAGGUGUUCCACAAAUACGCCUCCAAGGAAGGCCGGAGCGGCACACUGAGCCGACGUGAGCUCCGGGAGCUGAUGGAGAACGAGCUGUCUGGCUUCCUAAAGGUGAGAACAUGUGAAAUACAUAACCACAGUGUCAAGAAUUUGCAUACAGUUUUACUUUAUUAUUUUUAUAGCAUCUUAAGAAGUUGUAUGAAACCACAGAGCACGAAUAUGAGUUCUCGUCUUUGAAUAAUUAUCUUUUUCUACUUUUGAAAACAGGUGCAAAUUUUAUCUCCGUUACUCCUCUGGUAGAUUUUUCAGCAGUAUGACUUGUGGUUUGUUUAUUCAGAGACAGGCGUGAAAUAUACUACUACUUAUUCCUUUACAUGAUCGAAAUAUAUGACUGUGAUUUUCAGUUUUUCUUUAUUAUCUCAUACUGACUUAUUCUUGAUGUUGCCCCUGCUUCCAUCUCUCUUUUAUCUCAGAGUCAGAAGGACCCUGCUGCUAUAGACAAAAUCAUGAAGGACCUGGAUACCAAUGGUGACGGCCAGGUAGACUUUGAAGAGUUUGUUUCCCUGGUUGUUGGACUUUCCAUUGCCUGUGAGCAGUGCUAUCAGAUGCACAUGAAAAAGGGGAAGAAGUAA
Xyrichtys novacula (pearly razorfish) is the source of this 2363-nucleotide messenger RNA. Lineage: Eukaryota; Metazoa; Chordata; Actinopteri; Labriformes; Labridae. The record is from the annotation of a GenBank genome assembly.